UAAGUCUUACACAGAAAUAAAUGGAGCCAUUUGGAGUCAAAUUUGGCCCUGGGGUCGCUUUAUUCCCCCUUUUCAGGAAAGUCAAUUGAUUUCGUUCGAGAUUAUUCAUAAGGACGGCAUUUAAAAGGACCACCAGAAUCCCAAAAGUAAAGAAAAGAAAAGAAAAGAAAAGCGAUGGCUUCUACACCUUCUGCUUCAGCCCUAUCGGCUGUUCUCCGGUGCCAGGGGAAUAUACUCGCCCGAAAACAGGCGAACAAGCAACCCGUGGCUUCAGUGUACGGGCUCGGGAUGGCAUAUGACGCCAACUCCGAUUCGCGUCCAGGAAAUUCGGACAAAUCUUAUUUUCGCGCUCUUUGGGGAUUCGUAUUUCACAGAGAGCGCGGGGAGAUUCCGGGAGUUUUGUCAGUAAAAGCGCGAUUUGAAACGCGCGAUCUGAGAAAAUCUACUAAAAUGAAUUGUGAAAACAGUGACAGUCUGGUCAAAAACUGCUCAACAGCAAAGACUAAGAACUAUGAAUGUCGCAAAAUGCUCAACAUGAAAGUAUCCAGUGCAAGCCAAUGGCCAACGACGAAACCGAAGUCUUAUUAUUACAGUUUCGCAUUAAAUUCUCAACUUUAUAGUGUUUUAUCCAAAAACAACCUGGUUCUUCAAAUGGAUGGCACGCGUUUACGAAAACUAAGCUCACGAUAUCCAUGGACUUUUUGUGUUUGUAUAGUCUGUUCUCAAAGUAUGAACCAAAAUGAAGUGGAUUCGGUAUUUUCUCUCGGCCUUUUGUCGUUAUUAAAGAAAAGACUGAUAUAUUUAUCAGCCGCAGUGUCUGAUAUUGUGCGGGAAAAACUUGGAAUAGACUGGAGGACGAACCAGUUUCAUCCGGAUUGUGAUAAGCUGUGUGGAUGUGUCAAAUGUACUUCUGAAAACCAUAAGGACAAUGAAUCUAAGAUGCUGGAAGGAGAAGCCUCCGAACCUGGGCAAUAAGUCUUCAGCUGCAUACCUUAAUGAUAAUAUAUCACAUAAAUGCACCUUCUUAAAUGACUCCAUGGGUGGACGGAUGGACGGACGGUUGGAAGGAUGGACAGUUGAUUGGAUGGGUGUGUGGGUGGAUUGAUGGAUGGAUAGACGGUUGGAUGGAUGGAUGGAUGGAUGGACGGAUGGAUUGAUAGAUGGAUGGAUGGCUGGAUGGAUGGAUGGAUGGAUGGAUGGACGGAUGGAUUGAUAGAUGGAUGGAUGGCUGGAUGGAUGGAUGGAUGGAUGGAUGGAUGGAUGGACAGAUGGACGGUUGGAUGGAUGGACGGUUGGAUGGAUUGAUUGCUGGAUAGAUAUUUGGAAAGUGACCCAGUCAAACAUAUCUAUUGUUUUGUGUUUUACAGCUCUGUUUCCUAUUUGCCAGAAAUAUUAACAUCAAUGCCAGUGUAACUGCACUUUAUGUUCAGUGUCUUGUAUGAUUGUUUUGUGUAUGUAUGGCAGUGUUUUUGUACAGUUCACAUUUGAUUUUGCAUUUGAAUUUCCCCUUAUUGUGAUAAAGUUUAAGCAAUGAGCAGCUUUUAUGCCCACAUAAUUUUUUAUAUUUUGGACAAAAAAGAAUAUUCUUGAGUAGACAUGAAUAGACAUAAAUUCAAACUGAGGCUGCAGUGUGUCUGAUGUUCUGCCUAUUACAAAUUAAAGAUUUGAAACAAAAGCGUUCUUUUGAAGGGUGUUUUGAGGUCAUUUAAUUUGAACUUAAUUUGUUAUACAAAUCAGGCUCUUGUGUAUAAAAUAUUUCACCCCUUUUCUUUCCAACUACAGAAUUAAAAUAUACAUGAGAGCAAAUAAACCGUAACA
This is a messenger RNA of Myxocyprinus asiaticus (Chinese sucker), 1818 nucleotides long. RefSeq lists its product as uncharacterized. The transcript has 2 exons. NCBI's taxonomy places the organism in Eukaryota, Metazoa, Chordata, Actinopteri, Cypriniformes, Catostomidae. The record is from RefSeq and is a predicted model, not a curated record. Bases 175 to 975 code for a protein of 266 amino acids.